AUGAUACUGAACAAACUAGUCUUGCUGGCUUUGCCAGUAUUGACUGGCCUAUCUUCCGCCUACGACGUGGAUGGUUACAAGGUGCUUGAGACAACCCCCUACCGAAUGAACACUACAAUCGACGAUCCCAGCUCUAAGAUCCUUCCUGCCGGAUACAUCAAGUCAUCUGGGAGCCGUGCGCUUCCUAAUGCAACCCGCUUUGAGCAUAACCAGGUCUACGAGACUAGAGAUGGCAAAAAGCUGCGCGUUGACAUUUUCCGCCCCGUCACAGAUGACCCUGUUCCCGCUAUCCUCAUGUGGAGUCCGUAUGGAAAAUCCAGCACUGGGCCUUUGAACCUUGGCUCCGCCGCUCUCCGGGCAGGUGUCGCCAAAUCCAAGCUCUCGGGCUUUCAAUCCUUCGAAGGACUUGAUCCCGCAGAAUGGGUAGCCAGAGGUUAUGCUGUUAUCAAUGCCGAUUCUCGCGGUUCUGGAGACUCCGAAGGCGACAUCCGUUUUUGGGGCUCUGGUGACGGCAAGGACGGUUACGAUUUGAUUGAACAGCUUGCUAAAGAGCCAUGGUGCACAGGCAAGGUGGCAACAGCAGGAAAUUCAUGGCUCGCUGUAUCUCAGUGGUUCAUUGCCAGCGAGCAACCUCCUCACCUAGCUGCUAUCGCUCCCCUUGAAGGAUUGGGAGAUGUCCUACGGGAGACGGUUGCACGCGGUGGAAUUUUGUCUUCGAGCUUUGUCAAGUUGAUCCAAGAAAGCCUUCCAGGGCGCCAAAUGGAGGAAGACGUGAUUGCCAUGUACCAGAAAUACCCGGAAAGGAACGAGUACUGGGAUGACAAGCGUGUCGAUUACAGCAAAAUCAAUGUUCCAGCGUACAUUCUUGGCAGCUAUUCGACCAACCUUCACACUCAAGGCGCCUUCCGAGGAUUUGAUGAGAUCACCCACAGCAAGAAAUGGUUGACGACUCACCAUACCCAAGAAUGGUAUGACUUGUACAGCGAACAGCGGAUUGAGGACCUUGAUCGGUUCUUCAAAUUCUACCUCAUGGGCGUUCAGAACGGUUGGGAGGAAACAGCGCCAGUUCGCCUAGCUAUGCUCGGCUACAACUUGCCCAACCAGAACUUCUCCCUGCCAGAUAUCCCUUGGAGCAAUCCCGGCUCCAAGCAACUCAGACUGCAUAUCAACCCAGAUCAGACGAUGACUGAGGCUAUCCCAGCUGGUAUGAAUCAGACAGGCGUCUUGAGCUAUCAAGCAGAUGCUCCCUGCAUGAGCCGGGACUCUGACACUGGUGAAUUGUACUUCAACUACACUUUCACCAAGAAGACGUUUGUCGCUGGACCCAGUAAGGUCACCAUCAAUCUUUCCGCUCAGAAGCAGAAUGACCUUGAUGUUUAUGCUAUGCUACGGAAGGCGGACGCAAAUGGCAAUAUUCUUCAAAGCAUCAAUCAGCCAUUGUCUGAUCUUGGAGUCAGGAAUGCCUCUCAGGUCCCUUCAGUCAGCAUCCUUAAAUACCUUGGCCCUGAGGGUAUGCUCCGGGCAUCUCUCCGUGCCAUCUCCAACGAAAUCUCCAAGCCAUGGAGACCAACUCAGGCUUUGGUAUAUUCCGCAGGAGAUGUGGUCCAGCUUGAGAUCUCACUUUGGCCUACCGGCAUGAUCUUCGAGGCUGGCGAAAAAUUGAUUCUGAAGCUAGCAGGCCAUGAUAUGAGACUUGUCGACUUCGCUCAGUUACAGGGAUCCUUCAACGUCACGAACAAGGGAAAGCAUUAUGUUCAUUUCGCCGAGGCUUAUCCUAAUAUGCUGGAAUUGAACAUUUUGUAA
Penicillium malachiteum is the source of this 1803-nucleotide messenger RNA. Its product is annotated as alpha/beta-hydrolase. The coding region runs from base 1 to 1803 and encodes 600 amino acids. The record is from RefSeq and is a predicted model, not a curated record. NCBI's taxonomy places the organism in Eukaryota, Fungi, Ascomycota, Eurotiomycetes, Eurotiales, Aspergillaceae. Gene Ontology annotation, molecular function: dipeptidyl-peptidase activity. The transcript is spliced from 5 exons.